Messenger RNA from Phalaenopsis equestris, 570 nucleotides. RefSeq lists its product as uncharacterized. The record is from RefSeq and is a predicted model, not a curated record. NCBI's taxonomy places the organism in Eukaryota, Viridiplantae, Streptophyta, Magnoliopsida, Asparagales, Orchidaceae. The coding region runs from base 90 to 383 and encodes 97 amino acids. The transcript has a single exon.
UAUCACAACACAGCUCUUCUCGUCAAGCAAAAAAGACAACUCCUUUUCUUUCCCCCUCCAUCAAAGAUCUCGAAAGCAGAAUCAGCAUCAUGGCGCCGGCGGGCAAGGCGUCUCUAGUGGUGGCGACGAGCAUGAGUGCGGUGGAAACACUCAAGGAUCAGUUCGGCCUCUGCCGCUGGAAUUACAUCAUAAGCAAUCUCAACCGUCACGGCACUAAUCCAAUAGCAAGGCCCUCAGCCCAGUUCCGGCAGGUCUCCUCUGCCGCCGCGAUCGCCGUGGAGCAAAACGGCGCAAAAAUCUCAGCUGCAGAGGAAACGGUGAGGCGACGAAGGGCAGAGAAGGCGGAGAAAGUCAUGAAUCUCGUCUGUUGGGGCCCUAAUUGAGAUUUGCAGGUUUUGGUGGGUGUUCGGCUGCGCAUAAGAUUUAGGUUAAGUGGGAUUUAGUAAAGCCGGUAAAUUUGGAUUUAUCAAGUCUAAAGGUUGUAAAUUUAGAAUAAUGUUUCGCAUAAAUUCACUCUUGUGGUUCCUAAUUAGCUUUUUUUGCAUUAAACGAGGAUAUGAUUUUAUUUCA